Molecule: messenger RNA, 1316 nt
Organism: Aplosporella prunicola CBS 121167
Lineage: Eukaryota; Fungi; Ascomycota; Dothideomycetes; Botryosphaeriales; Aplosporellaceae
Exons: 2
Coding region: 170-1120 (316 amino acids)
Source: RefSeq, a predicted model, not a curated record
GUCGGCAUGUUGACACAACAACAGCAUGUGGUCCUGUACGACCUGCGGUUUCCCGGUCCGAAGACGUCAGCACACGUGCGACCCCACCUCCUUGCUACUGACAUAUCAAAGGACGCUCCCUACACCCCGAAAUCAGAGUCGCUUUUAACAUAGCAACUGCACCACAAAGAUGGCCGAAGCCCGUCCAGUCGCGCUCGUCAUUGGCGCGUCGCGGGGCAUCGGCAGGCAGAUUGCCAUUGACCUCGCAAAAGCGGGCUACGUUGUUAUUGCGGCCGCCAAGUCGACCUCCGAUCCCGCGGCGCUGUCCGUCUUCCCACCGGAUCCAAACUCGGCAUCCAGCACGAUCAGCACCGUCGCGGCCGAGAUCACGCAGCAGGGGAACGCGUGCAUCGCCAUGGCCGUGGACGUGCGGUCGACUGAAUCGAUCAUCGCGCUCUUCGCCGACGUCGCUGCGCGCUUCCACCGGCUCGACGCGCUCGUGUACAACGCCGGCGCGAUAUGGUGGGCGCCCGUAGCAAAAACUUCCAUUAAACGCUUCAAGCUCCUCCAGAGCGUCAACAUCGACGGCCUGUACAGCAGCCUGCAAGCCGCGCUGCCAUUGUUCGAGCGCGCCGGCUGGAGGUGCCGGGUCGUGGUUGUGUGUCCCCCGAUAUACAGCCGCUUUUUCCGCGGCAAGGCGGCGUACGCAGUGGGGAAAGUGGGCAUGAGCGUGCUUGUCAAAGGACUUGCUAUGGACUGGGAGCGGGACGGGAAGAAUGAAAUGGCCAUCUCUGGCAUCUGGCCCGCCGUGGCCAUCGAGAGCGCUGCCACGCAGCGCUUCACCUCCAAGGAUGCCAACGAACGCGCUGAGUUGCGGACGGCGGCUGUUUUCUCUGACGCCGUGGUGGCGGUGUUGGAGGCUGAGCCGGCGGUUACGAAUGGGCAGCUGUUUACGGAUGAGGACUUUUUAAGGGAGCACCGGGGCGUCGCUGAUUUUGAUAGGUAUAAUGUUGUCCCGGGAUCGAAGCCGAGGAGGAUCAUGCCGAAGAAGUUUCCUGUUUUGACCGUCGAAGAACAGGAUGAUGAGGGGAAAAGAGUCGAUAGUACAGCCAUGGAUCAGAAACGACUCUCUAAACUAUAGAGCUUUCACUUCGAACGGAACUCCAUCAAUGCCGUCAUCAUCGCGAGUUCAUGCAUUAUAUUUAUUUAUUUAUUUAUUUAUUUUUACAAAGGAAACUCAGUCCGGUAUCUUUGGUCUUCAGCCAAUACACAGCUUGGCUAUGCACCCGGCGGCCCUGCUCGGAUAUUCACCGAAACGGCAACAUUUUUCAAGCCCU